Messenger RNA from Helobdella robusta, 3162 nucleotides. RefSeq lists its product as hypothetical. The transcript has 25 exons. The record is from RefSeq and is a predicted model, not a curated record. Lineage: Eukaryota; Metazoa; Annelida; Clitellata; Rhynchobdellida; Glossiphoniidae. Gene Ontology annotation, biological process: vesicle-mediated transport; intracellular protein transport. Gene Ontology annotation, cellular component: AP-3 adaptor complex; membrane coat. The annotation marks the transcript as partial.
AGGCAUGAGGACUUGAAGCAGAUGUUAGAUAAUAACAAGGAUAGCAUGAAAUUGGAAGCUAUGAAGAGAAUUAUAGGGAUGGUAGCAAAAGGCAAGGAUGCAUCUGAUCUCUUUCCAGCUGUUGUCAAGAAUGUUGUCUCCAAGAACAUUGAAGUCAAGAAAUUAGUGUACGUCUACCUGACUCGUUAUGCAGAGGAGCAGCAAGACCUUGCACUCCUAUCCAUAAGUACCUUCCAAAGGGCAUUGAAGGACCCAAACCAGCUAAUUCGCGGCAGUGCAUUGAGAGUUCUGUCCAGCAUUCGAGUGCCGAUGAUCGUUCCCAUCAUGAUGCUGGCCAUCAAGGAGUCAGUUUCAGAUAUGUCUCCUUACGUCAGGAAGACUGCUGCCCACGCCAUCCCGAAGCUCUACAGCCUUGAUCCUGAGCAAAAAGAUUUACUGAUUGAAGUUAUUGAGAAAUUAUUGGCAGAUAAAACAACAUUAGUAGCAGGCAGUGCCAUCCAGGCAUUUGAAGAAGUCUGCCCAGAAAGGAUCGAUUUGAUUCAUAAGAAUUACAGAAAGCUGUGCAAUCUGCUUGUCGAUGUUGAGGAGUGGGGGCAGGUUGUCAUAAUCAACAUGUUAACUCGAUACUGCAGACUUCAAUUUGUCAACCCAAACCAGGCUGAACCCCUAGAUGAAAAUGAUCAAAAAGCAUUUUAUGGUUCAAGCGACGAAUCAGAUAAGGAGGGUAGUAGGAAGAAAAAAUCAGCCAGCCAAUCAGAAGAGAAGAAAACCUGUCAAUCAUAUGUCAUGGACCCUGAUCACAGACUGCUUCUCAGGACAUGUAGACCCCUGUUGAACAGUCGAAAUGCUGCUGUAGUAAUGGCGGUGGCUCAGUUGUACCAUCACUGUGCCCCAAAGUCAGAAGUUUCCACCAUUGCGAAGGCUCUUAUUCGUCUGCUCAGGGGCCACAAGGAGGUGCAGUACGUUGUAUUGACCAAUAUCGCUUCCAUGUCUGUCAAGCAGAAGUUGAUGUUCGAACCAUAUUUGAAAAGUUUCUUCGUAAGGUUUAAUGACCCUGCACAUGUCAAAUUAUUGAAGCUUGAAAUAUUAACAAACCUAGCCAAUGACGCCAACAUAUCAACAAUCUUGAGAGAAUUUCAGACCUAUGUAUCGAGUUCAGAUAAAGAGUUAGCGGCGGCAACCAUCCAGUCCAUAGGCAGGUGCGCCACCACAAUAUCCGAGAUUACAGACACCUGUCUGAAUGGACUGGUCAAUCUUCUAUCUAAUCGCAAUGAAGCUGUCGUGGGCGAAAGUGUCAUCGUCAUCAAGAAGUUACUUCAGAUGCGACCAUCAGAUCACAAAGACAUUAUCGUACACAUGGCCAAGAUGACUGACCACAUUGCUGUUCCAAUGGCCAAGGCCAGCAUACUCUGGCUGAUUGGUGAAUAUUCAGACAGGGUUCCAAAGAUUGCCCCUGAUGUCCUCAGGAAAAUGGCUAAAAAUUUUGUCGAUGAGGAAGACAUUGUGAAGUUGCAAAUCCUCAACCUGGCAACGAAACUCUAUUUGACCAACCCGAAGCAGACCAAACUGCUCUGCCAGUAUGUCUUCAACCUCGCCAAAUAUGACAUCAACUACGACAUCAGAGACAGAGCUCGUUUCCUCAGACAGCUUGUAUCUUUGAAGGAGGACAAGACAGGGGCAUCCAAGGAGGGAGGACUGCUUGCUAAACAUGCAAAAAAAAUUUUAUUGGCUCCGAAGCCCGUUCCUGUUCUGGAAUCCAGAUUCAAAGACAUGGAUCAUUUCCAGCUGGGCACCCUUUCACACGCUAUCGGAGUAAGGACAUCAGACUACCAGGAACUGCCUGAUUGGCCCGAUGUAGCCCCCGACCCCUCGGUCAGAAACAUCGAACCUGCCCUUCCAUGGUCUGAGAAGAAGAAGUUCAUCAAGAAAAUUGAAAAGAAGGUGAACAAGCCAUUCUUUUCUGAUGAAGAGGAAGACGAAGAUGGCGAUGGAGGUAAAAGUCCAGACUCCUCUUCAGGUAGCGGUGAUGAUUCGUCAGCAACUUCGUCGUCACUUGCCAGUGCGGACGAUUCUGACGAUGAUGAUGAUGACACGAGUGAUGAUUAUGAUUCUGAUGGCAGCGAUAAUGGCGGAAAGAAAAUUAAAAAAGUUAAAACUAACAGAUCUAAAACGAUCGUCCAUAAACACAAAGAGACAAUCGGUGAUGGUAAUGAUAGUAGUAGCAGUGCCACCGAUGAUGAUGAUGAUGAUGAUGGUGACCCGGAUAGCGACAGCGAAGAAAGCAUUGGUCCUUCGUCGUCUUCAGUCCUUAAUCCCUUCCCGAUUCUCACUCCUUCACUCCCGCUUCUUCAAUCAGUCGCUCCAUCUCAACCUCCAACAAAACCCAACUACACUAAUGUUAGUGUUGAUGAAGCUGUUGUUGUUAAUGUUGUUGUUGAAUUUGUUGUGGUCGGUUCAACGCUGGGACCACGACCAGCCAAGGAGCUUUUGAACAGAAUGUCCGGUGCUGGCAUUUCCAUCUACUACUCCUUCUCUCGCACCAUCUCCAUCUUCUGUCCCUCCAUGGUCUCCAUCGAACUGGUCAUCUCCAACGAAGGGGACACUGUCGUUGAGAACAUCAGGAUGGGUGAUAAGAAACUGGGAAGUGGCAUGAGCAUGCAGGACUUUACAGAAAUCGCCAAGCUAGCUCCUGGCAACAAAUCAACGGUCGUCUUGUUGGUCGAUUUCAACGACACCACACAAUCUGCGCAGUUCGAAGUUUGCUGUGGAGAUAAGAAGAAUAAUCUUUCAAUUUCGCCACCUGUCGGCGAAAUUAUCAGGCCGCAUACUGUCAAUGAGAAGGAAUUUUUCACUAUGCAAGGCAAAUUAGGUGGCAUGAACGAAAACUCUUUCACCCUGGCAAACGUCAGUGAAGAUGUCGCGAAGAAUCCGCAACAACUGUGCAACAGAAUUUUCAAAGUGGCAAACAUCCUUCUCGUUCCCUGCCAGAAAGAACACGUCUACCUGUUUGCGGGUAGGACUGCCUCUAGCAAGGCAGACGUCCUGGUCUCCAUAUCUGUGAAGGACCAAUCAAAAGUCAAUGUCAAGGUCAACUGUGAUAAAAUUGUUAUUGGUUCUAUGCUGGCCAAAGAUAUCAAAGAAUCUUUGCUGUCCGACGAUUGA